Messenger RNA from Stegodyphus dumicola, 353 nucleotides. RefSeq names its product dnaJ homolog l(2)tid, mitochondrial-like. Gene Ontology annotation, molecular function: ATP binding; heat shock protein binding. Gene Ontology annotation, biological process: protein folding; negative regulation of apoptotic process; response to heat. The record is from RefSeq and is a predicted model, not a curated record. NCBI's taxonomy places the organism in Eukaryota, Metazoa, Arthropoda, Arachnida, Araneae, Eresidae. Gene Ontology annotation, cellular component: mitochondrion.
GUGUUGAAGAUGGACAAACUGUAAGAGUUAAAGUUGGACAACAGGAAAUUUUAGUCACAUUUAGGGUUUUAGAAAGUAAAUAUUUCCGACGAGAAGGUGCAGAUAUUCACACAGAUGGAGUGAUAAGUCUUUCCCAAGCUGUAUUAGGAGGUGAAAUUAAAAUUCAGGGAUUACAUGAUGAUAUAAAAUUAAAGAUCCCACCUGGAACAUCUUCACAUAAAGUGUUCAGGUUUUCUGGAAAAGGAAUUAAGCAAUCAACUGGUUUUGGCUAUGGUGAUCAUUAUGUUCAUAUCAAAAUUUCAAUUCCCCAGUUAGUAAACUCUUUUAAUUUAUUUUUAUUUUUAAUCCUUUAA